CAUGAUCGUAGUCGUAAUUAACAUCAUGCACGCGUUUGAUCAGAGUGAUGGUUUAAUCAAAUAGUAGCCUUGACUCUCAGUGUCAGUGUACAAUGCGGAUCGUUGUAAAUUCUGAAACGGUAAAGUAAAAAAAAUAAUCAUUUAGAAGUUCAUUUCUAGACUGAGCUGACUCUACGUGUCUUCUGCUUCUCUGCUUACAUAUGAAAUGUAGACUAAAAAUUGACGCAACAAUGAAGAGGAUAUUAAAUCUUGUUAUAUUUAUCAGUAUCAACACGACAUGGACAUUUGCCACUACAUGUGUCUACGACCCACCAAAAUGCAACCCGUCAAUCACUAUCGAAACGGAUGACGGAAAGUCGGUCCUACUGGUCCAGAAGUGGGUCCAGGCCCCGAAAACCAGUGCCUUCUGCGAUAGUCCCACACAAAGUGGUUACUAUAUCUGUAGGCGACCUGAUUGCACAUCUUCACCCUGUCUUCAUGGAGGAACUUGUAUGGAGACAAGAUCGAGUUACAGAUGUCAAUGCAUGCACGGAACUUAUGGGUCCAACUGCCAACACGUGACAUCGCAGACAUCUCCUUCCGUUACCUUCACCACUCCAUCGGCGGAGUUUUCGGCUUCUACAUCUUUGAUGACAACCUCGACUCCCGACGUCCCAACUGGUAUCAACACUGCCGACGUGCCAACUUGUAGUCCUACUGAUUCAACUUGUAAUCCUACAGAUUCGUCAACCGGUUCUCCUACCGAUCCGUCAACCGGACCUCCUACCGACCCGUCAACCGGUCCUCCUACCGACCCGUCAACCGGUCCUCCUACCGACCCGUCAACCGGUCCUCCUACCGACCCGUCAACCGGUUCUCCUACCGACCCGUCAACUGGUUCUCCUACCGACCCGUCAACCACACCACCAAGCUACCAAGGUAAAGAGUACGGCUUCUCUUCUAGCGCGUUCACCCCGAUGGCAUUCGAAAAUGCCCGAGAUGCUUGUACUGGACUGUUCGGCCAUCAGCCAUCGGGAUACGAUCCUGGGCUGAUCGAACUGACCGACGACGCGGAGAAAAGAGUUAUCAUCGAUUUCAUUUCGGAGACGGCAAUUCCUUCUGGGUCAUCGCUCUGGAUCGGUUGUCCUAAGUAUCUGUCCGGCGACCCCGAACAUGGGUUUUACUGCUAUAACAGUGAUUACCGAUAUUCAAGCAACGACAAUAUUGAUGAAGGCUACUGGGAUUGGGACACCGGUGAACGAGGAAAAAUGGUCGUCGGUGCAUGGUCCUCAACCUCACCACACAGAAGUACAGGGCCGAGUACUGUUACUCGGCAGCUAUAGCACUUUGCGAAUGGACACCGCGAGUAAAUUAAUUUGAUUAUUCAAUAUAUUUAUCUUGCCGUUAUGAGGGAUACAUUUUGAACCUGUAGUUUAAUGCAUAUAGAAUGGUAUAUCAAAGACAACAAAAGCAAUUUCGAUUUUUAUAUACAUGUACAUGGAGGCUUGUGUAGUCAGUUACAUUAUUUCAAUACCACUCAGAAACAUCUACUUAGGUGAGGAAGUCAUAAAAAUAGCUUCAGAUGUAUUAGCUGAAAUAUUGAGGCGGCUCGAACUUUUAGUAUGAAAUGAGACAAUAGAAUAUAUAUAAAUCUCAGCACAGGUGUUGACAAUAAAAAGGAGGGACGCCA
Messenger RNA from Lytechinus variegatus (green sea urchin), 1669 nucleotides. RefSeq names its product mucin-5AC-like. The record is from RefSeq and is a predicted model, not a curated record. NCBI's taxonomy places the organism in Eukaryota, Metazoa, Echinodermata, Echinoidea, Temnopleuroida, Toxopneustidae. The transcript is spliced from 6 exons. Bases 201 to 1322 code for a protein of 373 amino acids. Gene Ontology annotation, molecular function: calcium ion binding.